AUGGUGGAAAUUGGCACCAGACCUACAUUUAGUGAGAAACAUGAGAUGUUCAGACAGAGCGCGAGAAGGUUCUUUCAGGAGGAAGUGGUUCCCCACCAUAGCAAAUGGGAAAAGGAUGGCAAUGUCAGCAGAGAGGUAUGAGAAAAGGCUGGAGUCAUGGGGAUCCUUGGUGUCAACACUCCUGAGACGUUUGGCGGUGUGAGUGGGGAUGUUCUCUCAGCAGCGAUCACAUGGGAUGAACAGAGUUAUGCUUACUGUUCUGGGCCUGGUUUUGCCUUACAUUCAGACAUCAUAAUGCCCUACAUCACACACUAUGGUACACCAGAACAGAUAGAGAAGUUUGUCCCCAGAAUGACAGCUGGAACAUGUAUUGGUGCCAUUGCCAUGACAGAGCCAGGGGCUGGCAGGUAAUUAUCCGGAAUCCGAACCAUUGCCAAAAAGGACGGUGAUGAUUACAUUCUCAACGGUAGCAAAGCGUUCAUCAGCAAUGGUUACAUGUGUGACGUUGUAAUUGUUGUUGCCAUCACCAAUACAGACGCUAAAUCAAAAGCUCAUGGCAUAAGUCUCUUUCUUGUAGACGCUGACGGUAUUCAAUUUGCAAUGUUCUCCGACCUUCAGAAUUACGUUGCAACACGUUGUGUCCAGAUGCAUGGCGGGUGGGAUUAUAAGUGGGAAUACCCGAUCGCCAGGGCUUUUGUUGAUGCUCGAGUACAACCUAUCUAUGGGGGUUGCAAUGAAAUCAUGAAGGAACUCAUUGCAAGGACCAUUAAUAGAAACAGUUAA
Mizuhopecten yessoensis (Yesso scallop) is the source of this 783-nucleotide messenger RNA. Its product is annotated as long-chain specific acyl-CoA dehydrogenase, mitochondrial-like. Gene Ontology annotation, molecular function: flavin adenine dinucleotide binding; long-chain fatty acyl-CoA dehydrogenase activity. Gene Ontology annotation, biological process: fatty acid beta-oxidation using acyl-CoA dehydrogenase; long-chain fatty acid catabolic process; carnitine metabolic process, CoA-linked. Gene Ontology annotation, cellular component: mitochondrion. The transcript has 6 exons. Lineage: Eukaryota; Metazoa; Mollusca; Bivalvia; Pectinida; Pectinidae. The record is from RefSeq and is a predicted model, not a curated record.